UUAAAUGACAAAUUUGUGGCAUCAAUACAACAGUCAAUAAUAAUAAUAUUUUGGUAAAGAAGAAGAAGAAGAGGAAGAAGAAAAUGGCUUCAAAAGAGUCGUCCAAUAGUUCGGUGCAAAUGAUGCACAAACUGUUGCCAAUACUCUUAUAUAUUCGUAAUUAUAAUGAAUAUAAUCGACACAAACCAUCGCAACCAUCCAUUGAAUGCAAUAAAUUUUCGGCCAAUAAUUGUAAUCUGAAAAUGUUAAGAGUUUCCCAACAAAUCACUGCUUAUUAUGAGGCCGAAGCGCGAUUGAAUGCCCGAAGACAGGCCAGAGCUGAGGCCCGAGCCAUAAGAGCUAUUGAAUUGGAGAGACAACAGAGGGAACAAAAUCUAAGUAAUGAAAGACUGUCCAAAUCGUUAGCCAGAAGUAAACUCAUCAGUGGUUCCAACAGUGAUAUACCUAAUAAAUCAUCACUUAUGAGAAGAAAGAGUUCUUGCUCUUCAUAUACGAGUUCCAGAAGAAGUAGCGAAAGUUCAAUUGAUUUGCAAAAUUCAGAAGAAAAACAUAUUAUUACACAAUUAUAUGACUUAGACGAUAAAUAUAAGGAAGUAAUGGUAAAUAACGCACAGUUAGAAAAUGAGAAACAAUCGCUUUCCUAUCAGAUAAACAUCUUUAAGGAUGAAUACGAAGAAAUUGAAGAAAAUUAUAUCCGUCUAAACAAACAAUAUAAGGAUAAAGUUAAGUCAUUGGAUCAAUUGGGCCGCAACUAUAAAACUGUGCAAAAAGAUUGUGAUUUUUACAGACAAUGUCUUCGUCAAAGAAAUUAUUUAAUAGAGGAGGCGGGAUUAGUGUUUAUGGAUUCAGAAGAAAACAACCAUUUGUGUCAAUCACGAGUCAAUCAUUUAUUAAGUAGUGAUUUAAGUGACACUAAAAGUGAAUCAUUGGGCGAUGAAAGCGGUUCCGAGUCUGGUAUUAGUGGAAGUGUCACUAAAACACCGACAAAUGUUUCUUUAGUUUCAAGAGAAGCGGCACAACUUUUAGCUGCUGUCGAUGGUCUGUCACUGGAGUCUAAAAUAAGGACAUUAUUGUCUGAAAGACAGCUAUUAGUCGACGAUUUGGAUCAAUUAAAAACUGAUUUGAAAGAUGAAAGACAAAAAGCUAUCAAAUAUGAAGAGUUGACUCUAAUUCAAGCCAACAGUCAAUCAGCUAAUUACGACACAAAUCCUAAUAUUCAAAGAGAGGCAAACAAAUUAGUUUCUGAUUAUAAAUUAAAACUCGAAAGAUUUGAACACGAGAUCAGUACACUUAACGGCACUGUUAUGCGACUCGAGACACAACUGACCCGAUAUAGGAAUGCAGUCGAAGAGGCGGACAGAGUGGAGGAAGAAUUGAAAGCAGAGAAAAGGAAAACUAACAGAGAGUUAAAAGAGGCAUUGGCUCGGAUUGACGAGUUGGAGACAGAGAGUGCACACUUGCAGAAGCGCAUCGAUAAAUUGAAAUCUAACCGUAAUAUUAAUGGUUAAGUCAUUAUAUGUCGAUAUCAAUGAUUUCCACAAAUUGUUUUAAACAGUACACAUCA
This is a messenger RNA of Oppia nitens, 1564 nucleotides long. Its product is annotated as leucine-rich repeat flightless-interacting protein 2-like. Bases 84 to 1508 code for a protein of 474 amino acids. The record is from RefSeq and is a predicted model, not a curated record. The transcript is spliced from 8 exons. Gene Ontology annotation, biological process: regulation of DNA-templated transcription. Lineage: Eukaryota; Metazoa; Arthropoda; Arachnida; Sarcoptiformes; Oppiidae.